CCGGAAGAAGGCCUCAGAGGCGCGCUGUUGCCAUGGCACCCGGGUGCUGGGUGCUUCAGGAGCAGGCCCCGGGGUGUCACCGUUGCCUCGUUGUCAGAGCUUAGAAAAGGAGAAGAGAGCUCCUGCGGCCAUCUCUGUGACCCCAGCCGCUGCAUCUUCCACAGCAUUAUUCAUUGAUAAGUGGAAAAAUGGAUGAAGAUAAAGAUAUUGAUUCAAAAGAGAGUGGAGAAUAUGAAGAUGACUUUGAAAAGGACUUGGAGUGGUUGAUCAAUGAUAAAGAAAAAAGUAAUGGCAGCACAAUAGAGAUGGCUUGCAAGAAGGAAGAUGAUCUUGACCAGGUAUUAAAAGAGAAUGAAACAGAAACAGAACUUGGCCAACAGCUCUCUGAUCCAGAUAACUCUCCAAAGGAUGAGGCCUUGCCCAGAAGGAAUGAUUUCAUUUCUGUCCCAAGUAUUCAGCCGUUGGAUCCCAUAUCAGACUCAGACAGUGAGAACUCCUUCCAGGAUUCCAAACCAGAAAACCAGAAAGACCUGGAGGAUGAAGAGGAUGAGGAAGUAAGGAGAUACAUUAUGGAGAAAAUUAUAGAGGCUAACAAGCUUCUUCAGACUCAAGAGCCUGUGAAUGAUAAGAGGGAGCGAAAACUGAAGUUCAAAGACAAAUUGGUUGAUCUGGAAGUCCCACCAUUAGAAGACAGUGAUACUUGUAAAGCUCUCUUAGAAAACGAGACCAAUAUGUCUGGGAAACUGUCCCAGUUAUGUAUUUCUGGUGACUUAGAACAAGAGAGUGUUCUCGUGUCAGUUACCGAUGGCAGCUGUGAAGAAAACGAUAGGAAGAUACUGGUGGAGAGAGAUGGAAAGUUUGAACUUAUGAAUCUGCAGGACAUUGAGAGUCAGGGCUUUCUGCCCCCCAUUAGCAGCGCUAAUAGUGUGGAACAUGAAUCCUCCCAGUUGCCGCUCAGGGCUCCCAACCCGUCUGUUGGUGGGAUCAAGAAAGAAGAGUCUGAAGCAAAGGGUCAUGUCUUGCCUAUCUCUCCAGCAGGAGAGCCAUUGGCUCAGGUCCCUCAGCUACUCCCCAACCCCAAGAAUCGUCCAAGCUCUGCUGCCAACCCAGAUGUAACUAAAAAAGCCAGGAGGUCCAAUCACAGGAUACAGUCAGCAGGAGUCUCUCCAGUGACCUCAACAUACUGUCUUUCACCACGACAGAAGGAACUCCAAAAACAGCUGGAACGAAAGCGUGAAAAGCUCAAGAGGGAGGAAGAACAGCGCAAACUGGAGGAAGAGAAUGAGAAGAAAAAGGAGAAUGAGAUGGUGUUUAAAGCAUGGCUGCAGAAGAAAAGAGAGCAGGUCAUAGAAAUGCGGAGAGUUCAGCGGGCAAAGCAGAUCGAAGACAUGAGCAGCAGACAAGUGAACAGAGACCCACAGCAAGCUUUUCGGUUAUGGCUUAAGAAAAAGCAUGAGGAGCAGAUGAAAGAAAGGAAGACAGAAGAACUCAGAAAGCAAGAGGAGUGUUUGUUCUUCCUGAGGGGAACAGAGGGCCGCGAGAGAGCCUUUCGACAAUGGCUCAGAAGGAAACAGAUCGAGAAGAUAGCCGAGCAGCAGGCUGUCAAAGAGAGAGCCAGGCAGCUCCGGCUCGAAGCCCGCCGCUCCAAACAGCUACAGAGCAGCCUGUACAGCAUACCCGAAGCCAAGGCUUUCCGCUUCACCGACCACUACAACUGAAGCCACCCGGGAAAGACUACAUGUGAAGCCGCUGGCACCAGGAUGUUGUGUGUUGUUCCCCAGGGGCCCCAUGUCUCGGCGUCACUACAGAUUGUGGGAGUAGGAUUUGCCUUUUGGUGAUGCUGGAUUUAUGUUGUUUUCGCACAAACACAAAAUAAAUGUCUCUCACAGUGUUGAA
This is a messenger RNA of Mus musculus (house mouse), 1896 nucleotides long. RefSeq names its product coiled-coil domain containing 181 (gene Ccdc181). The transcript has 6 exons. Bases 189 to 1718 code for a protein of 509 amino acids. NCBI's taxonomy places the organism in Eukaryota, Metazoa, Chordata, Mammalia, Rodentia, Muridae. Gene Ontology annotation, cellular component: axoneme; motile cilium; cytoskeleton. Gene Ontology annotation, molecular function: microtubule binding. The record is from RefSeq and is marked validated.